Messenger RNA from Ustilaginoidea virens, 1551 nucleotides. RefSeq lists its product as uncharacterized. Gene Ontology annotation, biological process: transmembrane transport. Gene Ontology annotation, molecular function: transmembrane transporter activity. NCBI's taxonomy places the organism in Eukaryota, Fungi, Ascomycota, Sordariomycetes, Hypocreales, Clavicipitaceae. The record is from RefSeq and is a predicted model, not a curated record. The transcript has 4 exons. The coding region runs from base 1 to 1551 and encodes 516 amino acids.
AUGGUUCCGCCUAACCAACCUCUGGCUGCGAUCCAGCCCGCGACUUCGAGCGAUGCAGCCUACAUCGUCAUCGACUGGGAAAUCGACGACCCGGAGAAUCCGCACAACUGGUCUUUCGCAAAGAAGACGUACAUCUUCACCUUGACAUGCUUGCUCGUCACAAACUCAACCAUGGGCUCUGCCAUCCCCUGCAUGGCAAUUCCGCAAAUGAUUGACGAAUUCGGCUACAAAUCUCCAGAGCAACGAGUCUUGCCCAUCUCCAUCUUUCUCCUCGGUUACGUCUUUGGUCCAGUAAUCUGGGCGCCGUUGAGUGAGCAGUACGGUCGCAAAAUCCUCACAACGGCAACCUUUGCCGUUUUUGCACUCUUUACUAUGGCAUGCGCCCUGUCCCCGACCUGGUCAUGGCUCCUAGGAUUCCGCGUAUGCUGCGGCGUCUUUGCCAGUGCUCCGAUUGCCAUGUCAGCUGGUCUUCUGGCCGAUAUAUACGGCGAUGCGCAUACCCGAGGAAAGGCUUAUUCGGCAUAUUUGGUGACCACUGUCUUUGGACCCAUUCUCGGCCCAAUAGUCUCCGGGUUUUCAUCUCCAACCAUUGGAUGGCGAUGGGCUUUCUGGAUCGCUCUGAUUUACGCGGGUCUUACUUUUCUAAUGCUCCUCUUCCUCCCCGAAACCUACCACCCCGUUCUUCUCAGCAAAAGGGCUCGCAGCCUCCGUCAAAAGGGCCACCCGCCCAACGCCGUUGCUGCCCAUGACCUCGGGGCCGUCGAUAUCUACCAGCUCGUUAGCAAAGUGCUCGCCCGGCCCCUGCGCAUGCUCUUCUUCGAACCCAUUGUCGCCGCAACAUGCGCGUACCUUGCCUUUGUAUACGCAAUCUUUUACAUGUCUUUCCAAGCCUUCCCCAUCAUAUUCCUCCGCCAGUACGACUUAUCGCCCGGCGUCACGGGGCUGUGCUAUCUUCCCAUCGGCGCCGGAGCCUGCCUCUCCAUGGCCUGCGUCUGGUGCUGGGAUAGCUAUGUCGCCCGAGAAGCUGCCAGAAACGCCUCUUGGACAAGGAGUGACGAGUACCGCCGCGUUCCGCUAGCCACGAUCGGUGGCCCAUUGUUCGUCGUAUCCCUCUUCUGGCUGGGAUACACUUCGCGUCCUUCCAUAUCCUUCAUGGCUCCCAUGCUUGCCGGGUUACCGUUCGGCAUGGGCUUCCAACUGAUCUUCAUGACUCUACUGAAUUAUCUCACCGACGCGUACGAAAUUUAUGCCGCCUCAGCAAACGCCGCGGCUUCUGCCUCCCGAUCGAUCCUGGCCGUCGUUUUGACCCUGGCUACCAAACCCAUGUUCGACAGACUGGGCAUCUCGGGUGCCUGUGCCGUGCUGGGAGGACUCAGUGCUGCCAUGAGCAUUAUUCCAUUCGUGUUUUUGUGGAAGGGCCAGGCCAUGAGGGAUCGGUCGCAAUUCUGCGUAGCAUUGCGACAAAGAAAGGACGAGUUGCGUCAAAAGGCCGAGCGAGAGCCAUUUUGCAAGGAGCGCGAAGCUAGGUUUGAGCGUAGCUGUCUGAAAUAA